This is a messenger RNA of Rhinichthys klamathensis goyatoka, 531 nucleotides long. RefSeq names its product CMRF35-like molecule 1. The record is from RefSeq and is a predicted model, not a curated record. Bases 120 to 500 code for a protein of 126 amino acids. NCBI's taxonomy places the organism in Eukaryota, Metazoa, Chordata, Actinopteri, Cypriniformes, Leuciscidae. The transcript has 2 exons.
UACGAACACAAUGUUCUGUCACAUACGCCUAUGAAAGACUACGGAGCCAAUCAGGGAAGUGCAGCAGUCUCUACAAACACAGUUAGACAACUCAAGAUACAGGAAGAGAAACUUAGAAAAUGGCCACAUACGCAAAGGAAAAAAUGAUCUACAUUUCAGUCGGGUUUUGGCUCAUUUUAGCUCCUGAUGUGUCUGUGAUGAACAGCAGUGUAUCUGGACAUGAAGGUGAUAAUGUCAGUGUCCAGUGUUUCUACACUUCUGGAUAUCAGAAUAAACACAAACAGUGGUGCAGAUAUAAAGAUCAGAGCUGUUACACAGUGGGGAGGACUGACACAUCCCAGAAUGCAUCAGUCCAGAUCAGUGAUGAUGGGAGAAGCUUCACUGUGUUGAUGACUGGACUGAGACUCAGUGAUUCUGGAUGGUACUUCUGCUCUGCUGGAGAGGCACUGAAUCCUGUUCAACUCACUGUAACCGAGGCAGAAGGUACAAUUUUUCAUUAAUAAAUAUUUUUCUACUAUAUUUUAAAUAAAA